UUGCCACCCACCACCCACGCACGAUAUCAACAUCGCAAAACAAAAACAACUGGAUGCAGGCGCAGUGAAAAUUUUCUGCUAAUCCUCGGAGCAUAGAGUGUAAAUCCGGUGUUAAUUAAAUUAAAAUUAAGUACCGAUACAGUUAGAGAGUGGCGAAACCACCUACAAACGCGAACCAUGGAAGCGGCAUCAUUAAACCGAUUACUAGGCGAAGAUCGCGCCCAGCUGGGGGCGGGUCUGGUUCAGUUCAACAAACAGCAUCAGCAGAUCUUCAAUUUUUCCCACCUCACAACCAGCGGACAGUGGGUUCUGCUGUGGAAUCGAUUUUUUGAGCUGCUGACGGAUCCAGAAAUGGGCCAUCGGGUGGACUGUCUGGUGGCGAUAAAGCUGCUGAGUCGGGAUAAGACGUAUCUGAAUGACACGGUCCGGGAAGAUCAGCUGGACUGUUUGCUCGGGUUGGCUGGGAUCGGGGAGUUAGGGGAUGGGCGGUUCUUGGCGGUGGGAGAAGAAGUGCAGGUUGAAGCGCUCAAGUGUUUGAGCAAUUUGAUAUUCCAGAGCAGCAAAUGCCAGGAGCUGUGUCUGAAGAAUGCUUCCACGGCGGGGAUCAUGAGGAGGAUCAAAACCUAUAAGGAUGGAAACGUUUGCUAUGAUAUUCGAUACUUCGACAUGAAGCUGCUGUUUCUGCUGACUGCCAUCAACUGUGAUAUUCGAGCCAAGGUCAGGGAGGAACAGCACGGAUUGGUAUAUCUGGUGGAAACUUUGGAUCUGUUCAUGGGACAGGCUGCCGAGGAGAAGGAGUUUAGCGACAAAGACGUUGAGCUGAUCAACGAGGUGUUGAAAGUUCUGUUCAAUCUAACCGUCCGUACACCACUCGACGCCAUCCCAGAGGAAGAGGAAGCCAAUCAGUUCCACCGGUUGGCCAUCGUUGUCCACGAUCUGUUCUUCUAUCGCACACUUAACAGGGACAAAAUCAUUUCGCUCCAGUCCAAUAUCGUCAAUUUGCUAACAAGCGUUCCCGUGAGCUGCUACGGUGAACUGCUCACUCCACUAAAUCCGGAUGACCGGGAUUCGAAAACCGUUGUACCCUUCGAGGGUAAAAACGUGUUCGUACUGCACGUGCUGGUGGAGUUCCUACGGAGAGUGUUCCAAAAGUCGGAGAAGAAAUCCGACCAGUACGAACUGUUGUCGCCUAUUCUGACGGUGUUGAUCAAGGCGAUCCGGGCAUCGGCUUUGCAUCGUCGGUACAUCCGGUCGGAAAUUCUACCACCCUUGAAGGAUGUUAAGGAUCGACCGGAAGUCGGAACGGAGUUACGGAAUUACCUGUGCUCGCUGUUGACGAGUCCAAUCACCCAGAUAGCCGAUCUGUCCGCGGAACUGUUGUUCGUCCUUUGCAAGGAGAACGUCGCCCGGAUGAUCAAGUACACCGGAUAUGGAAACGCAGCGGGGCUGUUUGCGAACCGGGGAUUGCUAGGUGGCCGUCAAGGCAACACGGAGCAGUAUUCGUCCGAUUCGGAGGACAGCGAUACGGAGGAGUACAAACAGAUCCAGCAUGCCAUCAAUCCGGUGCUGGGAUGUUACGAGCCGCCGAAACCCAAUCCCUUGGAGGGAAUGUCCGAGGAGCAGAAGGAGUACGAAGCGAUGCAGUUGGUGGCGCUGAUGGACAAACUUCAGCGACAGGGUAUCGUGCAGGCGUGCAAGAUCGGCGAGGAUGGGCGUCCGCAGCCGGUGGAGCACAUUAUGGAACUGCAGGAUGAAAUUCCCGAACAGCAGCGAGAUCAUAAGCGUAAGACGUAGAGAGGUGCAGACGUAUUUGAAGUUUCAGGUAGGUGUCAUUCGUCGUGUGGUUUCAGUAUUCAUCAUCGAGCGCAGUUUAGCCAAAUCUCAUCGCUUAACCAAUUCGUUUCCACUAUUUUUUACGUGUUAUCAUGUGCAGGAACAUAUGUUAGGCAUGUUGGCAGGUUUACCUGAACCUUUUCUCGUGAUUCCUUCAGAUUUUUCCAAAAUUUUCCCGAAGUUGCUCCUUGCGGAGUCUUACAUGAGUCCCUUCAGAGAAAUCUCUCUAGCUUUUCCGGGUAUUCUCUCAAUGAUUUUGUCAAUAUUUAAUUCAGUGACUUCCACAAGAGAUUUGCAUAAAAUUUCUCCCUGAAUUUAUCACGGAAUUUCUAUUAGAGUUAUUCCUGGGAUUUACCCAGUCGUUAUUUGUAGUAGUUCCCCAGAAUAAUGCUCUGAUUACUCAUAAGGUAUUCCGAAAAUAAUCCUGAGCUGAGAGAAACUUCAAGUAGCAUCCAGAGGAAAUUCCUUAGGGAAAAUCGCGGCAAAAGUGCUCUCACUUUUCACAAGGUAUUCCGAAAGUAAUUCUGAGAGAAACUUCAAUAAACAUGCAGAAAAAGAA
This is a messenger RNA of Aedes albopictus (Asian tiger mosquito), 2392 nucleotides long. It is a transcript of the gene ric8a, whose product is annotated as synembryn. Gene Ontology annotation, molecular function: guanyl-nucleotide exchange factor activity; G-protein alpha-subunit binding. Gene Ontology annotation, biological process: G protein-coupled receptor signaling pathway. The transcript is spliced from 3 exons. Bases 178 to 1794 code for a protein of 538 amino acids. The record is from RefSeq and is a predicted model, not a curated record. Gene Ontology annotation, cellular component: cytoplasm. Lineage: Eukaryota; Metazoa; Arthropoda; Insecta; Diptera; Culicidae.